Molecule: messenger RNA, 468 nt
Organism: Metarhizium brunneum ARSEF 3297
Lineage: Eukaryota; Fungi; Ascomycota; Sordariomycetes; Hypocreales; Clavicipitaceae
Source: RefSeq, a predicted model, not a curated record
AUGGAACCAUCUGUUGCCGUGGGCUACGCGGCCUUGGGCUACACCUGGGGCAAGGUAAUUCCGGAAAGACCCAAGUUUCAAAAGCAAAGGGCGGCGAACAACGGCAACACGGGCAUUCCACUCCCCAAAAAGCUACCAGGAACCAUUGCAGCUGCUAUUAAGCUGGCGUCUGACAUUGGCAUUGAGUAUUUGUGGGUCGAUUCUAUUUGCAUUGAUCAGGAAGAUGGUUUUGAGAAGCAGGUACAGCUAGCGAACAUGGCUGAGAUAUACGGCCGAGCCACGGUUUGCUUGGUUGUGGUAGCUGGAGAUAAUAUGGACUUUGGUCUUCCAGGAUUCAGCAAUAGCCGGACUCGAGACGCCCAAUCGCCUCUAUAUCUACGGGGCUACACUCUAGGACGGGGACUAGAACACCCUUCCAACAGUAUUGAGAAGACGUAUUGGAGCACGAGAGGCUGGACUUUUCAAUAG